Amblyraja radiata (thorny skate) is the source of this 4009-nucleotide messenger RNA. It is a transcript of the gene cep97, whose product is annotated as centrosomal protein 97. Gene Ontology annotation, biological process: negative regulation of cilium assembly. Gene Ontology annotation, cellular component: centrosome. NCBI's taxonomy places the organism in Eukaryota, Metazoa, Chordata, Chondrichthyes, Rajiformes, Rajidae. The transcript is spliced from 11 exons. Gene Ontology annotation, molecular function: protein binding. The record is from RefSeq and is a predicted model, not a curated record. Bases 8 to 2575 code for a protein of 855 amino acids.
UGAGCUGAUGCAGCGGUUGCUUGGCUUUCACCAAGCGGGAAGUUGUUGCGCGAUGGCGGCGGGGCGGGUGGAAGCUGCUGAGAUGACAGUUAAAGCGGCUGAAAGUGGUGUGGUUGACGUAUCAGAGAUGGGAUUGCAGCAUUUUGAUACAGAUUCUCUUUGCUCAGCAAAUAUUUUCACCCUGAUUUUGGACAAGAAUCAAUUAACUAAAUUGGAAAAUGUGGAGAAAUGCAGCAAUUUAGUGCAAUUAUCUGCAGCCAACAAUCGUCUAGUCCGGAUGAUUGGUGUAGCAAAGCUUGUCAAUUUGCGAGUUUUAAAUUUGCCUAACAACAGCAUCGGGAAUAUUGAAGGCCUCAAGGACCUAAUCCAUCUAGAAUGGCUCAAUUUAGCUGGGAACAACAUCAAGACUGUGGAAGCCGUUAAUGGCUGCUUAUCUCUUCGACAUUUGGAUUUAUCAGACAACAACAUUGCACUGAUAGGUGAUCUAUCAAAACUUCUGUCUCUAAAGAUACUUCUGUUGCAUGGAAAUACUAUCACUACACUCCGUUCUGCUUCCGGUCACCUUCCUCCAGAAUUAAACAUUCUAUCCCUUGCAGAGAACGAAAUAAGAGAUCUGAAUGAGGUUUCCUAUCUGGGGUUCCUUCGCGAAUUGGAGCAGCUAUCAAUCAUGAACAAUCCUUGUGUAAUGGCAACACCCUCCCUUCCUGGAUUUGAUUACAGACCAUAUAUUGUCAGUUGGUGUUUAACCCUACGGAUUCUAGAUGGCUAUGUAAUCUCACAGAAAGAAAGCCUCAAAGCAGAGUGGCUAUAUAGUCAAGGGAAAGGUCGAUCAUUUCGACCUGCCCAACACGUGCAGCUGGUCCAAUAUUUGGCUUCAGUUUGUCCUCUCACAUCAACUCCAGCACUUCAAUCUGCAGAGGAUGCGAAACUUGAAAAAAUCCUAAAUAAGCAGAGGCUUCACCAACUAGAACUGAUGGAAAAGUUCCAGAAGACAAGCCAUAUUCGACAUUCAAGUCCCAAUUUAGAGCUAUCAUUUCAAAAUGAAUAUAACAGCAAGCACGAAGGUCAUGCUAUCCAGAAUGCAAAAGAGCCUGUACUUCGCAUUAACUCAUGGGUUGCAGUGAGUGGCCAUGGACAGCAGUCCAAAGCAGUGAACCAGCUCUCACCGAUCCGUAGAGAGGUGUCGGGAUGUUGUCACGAUGAGCUCUUCUUGGAGGAUAUCCAGACUGAUGAAGAUAAAUUGAACAGCAGCCUUUUGUCUUCUGAAUCCACAUUCAUGCCUGUUACCACUGCAACGUCGCCUCUUUCACCUUCCCGUCAUCUAAGGCUUCCUGCAGAUAGUCUGACUGCAGAAGGUGAUGCCUGCACACUACUGCAUUUGGAAACUGGAGUAAAAUGUGAAGAUAGUGAUGAUCAAAAAUACCUGAAGGCAACAAGGGAAGCAGAAGAUUAUGAAGCAUGGGUGGAAAGAUCUUGCGAGAGAAGUAAGGAAGAGAGUGUCAGCAAGGUGUUACCUGCAUCCUUUCCAGUGCAAACUUGUGUUACCUUCACUUCAAGCAAAAGCACAAACUCAAUGUCAGCCCAAUUAACAAAGGAGCACUGUUUUCCAGACGACAAUUUAUUGAGUCAGGCACAAAUAGAGGAUAUGGAAGAUGACUCAACGCCAGAUAGACCUGAUAUAUGUAAACCAUUUGAAGAAAGCCCAGAAUAUAUGAAUAAAGCAGCUGUAAAGAUUCAAGCUUGCUGGCGUGGAUUCUACACUAGGAACUGGAAUCCAAAGGCAAAAGAGAUGCGUUGUGAAAUCCGACUACGUAGGAUGCAGGAACAUGUGGAAUACUUAAAUAAAGAAGUAAUCAGAUGGAGGAAACAAUGUGAAGAAGAACGUAUUCAAAGAAUGGUACAAGAAGAAGCUGUAAAGUUCUUAUGGAAAGCGGUUCAGCACCUUCAGGAAUGGCAGGUGUCCACGACCCAUAAAGAAAAUGAACUACUGCUUGCGAAUGCUACAAAAGAACCCAUACUUCUGCAGCCUAACGUUAUUCAUCCUUCUGCGCACACAUCCUUGAAUAACCAUAAAAGCCUCCCUUCCAGACCAAAUGCUCACUCAGAGGUCUCACUGCAAGCAUUUCCAGAUUCUGGCUUUCACUCUUCAGACAUCACCCACAAUUGUUUACAAGAUUCUCAGAAUUUUUGUAAGAGUUCCUCAGAUGAGAGUAUGAGCACAGUUUUAGAAGCCACAUGUGAGCUUAAAAAAAUCGACACCAAGUGUUUUAAGAAUGAUCCUGCCGAGCAAGAAAUCCAAGAAUCCGUCCACACAAAAUGGAAUAAGGAGAACUCCAAUGGCGAACAGGACAGCAGCCUUAUACAGCAGUAUCUCAAUUCUGUAAGGCAGCUGGAGGCUGCAGAGGAUGAAUCCAAUUUUAGCGGGAGAACAGAGUGUAAUAGUCAAAAUGAUGUUCAUGAUUCCCUUUGUGGUUCUCCAAUGGAAAUGCCUGAAGAUGACUGCACUGGAAUUCCAGAUUCCUUAUGUCAAGCAGAAGAAUGUGUCAGUGAUGGACAAGAUAAAGACAUCGAGUGAAUCGUUGACAUUAUGAGUUGAUGGCGAUAACUGAAACUGAUCAUGUAAGAGCAAUGCUAAUAAGCCCAGAAUAUUUAUGUGAAAGCAAUACUAAGAAGGCCUAAAUUGUCUAAAGUGCAGGAAAAAUAUCGGAUUCAAUGCUUGUUCUUCCAAAGAAACCUAUUCCAAAUUGUUAUUGUGCUAAUUAAAUUUGUUAGUUUAGUUUUAUCUGUUGGCAUUCCACAGCAUUGAUUUGUAUUCAAGGUCCACUUUUUAGACUUUCUUUGUUGAUUAUUAUUUUUUCUGACAAGUAUUCUCCAUUCUCUUCUGGACUUCCAGUUAUCUAUAAUUUGUGGUUCAAAGUAUGAAUGUGCAAUUCUACAUCUCUCAUUUCAGCAUGAGCACGAUCAAGAUUAUUAACUUUUUGCAUCUUAUUUGGAAGGGGCAAAAUUGUAUUGUGUUCUAUGACAAAACGUUGUAUAAAAGCUUCAUUAUUUAUUUUGACAUGUUGCGUGGAAUGAUGAUCUGAUCUUAAGAGUCCAGGUCUAUGUUAUUAAACCUAUAUGUAACUAUGUCUGAAAAAAUAUGAUUACUUCCCUUUAUUUGAGUAAUUUAUUUUAUUUACCAAAAAUGCAAGUGCAAAUGUAUAUACUUGUAAAAUUAGGAUCAGUGAUAAAUGCAUAAAGAUCUUCCUUAUUAACAUAUUUAUUUAAAGUCAUGGUAAAUAAUUGAACACUAAAAUAUAUUUAAGUUUGCUCAGAAAAAAAUGUACGUUUAUAAUAGCAGUUUCGAAAUAACAAAAUCCAGACACUUCUCAAGUGAUCAAUUUUAUUUUAUUUAUGGUUCUGUGUAUUUUCAGUGGCAACUCUUGCUGUUUAUCAUGCAAGAUACAAUAUUUCUGGCCCAUACUUUGUUUUAUUUUAUUAAAUGAAGAGCUCUCAUCAGGGAAGUUAAAUGGCAAGGGUGCAAACUUCAUCAUUAAUACUGUCUUGCCAUCAUGAAUGGCUAACUGUACAAGGGGGUAGAAGUUGAGAUAAUCCUACAAAUUUAGUAUAUAAUCGUCAUAGAAUGAACAAAAGUUGUGGAUACAUCCCAAUACAUUAUACAUUAAGUAUUCUAAAUUUUCCACAUGGAAGUUUCAUGGUGCCUUCACCAUUCUAACCUGAAGGGAUUUAAGUCAGUCAAAAUUGUUUAUUCUUGGAUAAAAAGCAUUAUGCUCAGAUGUGUACAGAAGUGAAAAUGCAAAAGACUUCCCCUUAAAGGGACACAGAUUUAAAAUGUUAUGUCAAACAUACAAGCAGGAAUAAAGAUAUUUGAAUUCUGAGAGUUUCUGAGCACUUCAAACAUCUUUUUUUGCAAUGUUUUUUGUGAAAAUUAUUAUUUUGUUUCUUUUUCAAACAUUGCAUCCCUGUAGGAUCAAUGAUACUUUGAUCAAUAAAGCAUACCAUUAUUGAA